This is a messenger RNA of Lemur catta (Ring-tailed lemur), 3338 nucleotides long. It is a transcript of the gene NAA40, whose product is annotated as N-alpha-acetyltransferase 40, NatD catalytic subunit. The record is from RefSeq and is a predicted model, not a curated record. Gene Ontology annotation, cellular component: nucleus. The transcript is spliced from 8 exons. Gene Ontology annotation, molecular function: protein N-terminal-serine acetyltransferase activity; histone H4 acetyltransferase activity; histone H2A acetyltransferase activity. Bases 150 to 863 code for a protein of 237 amino acids. Lineage: Eukaryota; Metazoa; Chordata; Mammalia; Primates; Lemuridae.
GUUCUGCGCCGGCGCGGUGCCCGCGAGGCGCAUGCGCGGUGCUGGGCCCGCCGCUUUGCCUCUGCCGUCGCUGCAGCGGCUGCUGUUGCCGCCUCCCUGUCGGCAAGUGUGUGAAGGAGGAGCUGCGAGUCGCCGCCGCCGCUGCCGCCAUGGGGAGAAAGUCGAGCAAAGCCAAGGAGAAGAAGCAGAAGCGGUUGGAGGAGCGAGCAGCCAUGGAUGCCGUUUGUGCCAAAGUGGAUGCCGCCAACAGGCUUGGAGACCCUCUAGAGGCUUUCCCAGUGUUCAAGAAAUAUGAUCGAAAUGGGUUGAAUGUCUCCAUUGAAUGUAAGCGAGUGUCUGGACUAGAGCCAGCCACUGUGGAUUGGGCCUUCGACCUGACCAAAACAAAUAUGCAAACCAUGUAUGAGCAGAGUGAGUGGGGCUGGAAGGACCGAGAGAAACGAGAGGAAAUGACAGAUGACCGAGCCUGGUACCUCAUUGCUUGGGAAAAUAGUUCUGUCCCCGUUGCCUUUUCUCACUUCCGGUUUGAUGUGGAGUGCGGGGAUGAAGUCCUGUACUGCUACGAAGUUCAGCUGGAAAGCAAGGUGCGGCGGAAAGGCCUGGGGAAGUUCCUCAUACAGAUCCUGCAGCUCAUGGCCAAUAGCACACAGAUGAAGAAGGUUAUGUUAACGGUAUUUAAACACAAUCAUGGCGCCUACCAGUUCUUCAGAGAAGCGCUGCAAUUUGAAAUUGACGACUCUUCCCCUAGCAUGUCUGGUUGCUGUGGAGAGGAUUGCUCCUAUGAGAUCCUGAGCCGGAGGACCAAGUUUGGGGACAGCCAGCACUCCCAUGCAGGCGGACACUGUGGUGGCUGCUGCCACUGAACUCCCAGAGCCACUUGCAAGUCACAAUGAUGUCUCCUAAGGCCUAUCCUCUUCCCUGGUCUCAUGCCGCUUGCCAGGUGCCCUCAGAGCUGGUGCCUCCUCAGCCCGGCACAUGCCAGGCUGUACCCUGAGAGCACAGAACCGUGGGGUGGAGGUCCAAACUACCCCUCCUCCUCUCUCCUAGAAGACCAGAGUGCCAGGAGGGAGUGGAGAGGGAAGAGCUGGCGGAGGCCCAGCCAUAACACUCAUCCGCACACAGUGGCUUCCUCUUUGUUUGGUUCCCCCACUUCUCUGCAGCUGGAUUCUCGACAGCUCCCCCCACAAUACACCUGGACAAAUGGAAUGCUCAUGCCCACCUUUAUGAAAGUCCUGGAGUCCUGGGUCUGCUUGUCCACAAAGAGGAAUGGACCCAGUGUAGGAUCUGGACAUAGAGAGAGGCUUCAGAGAGGCUCAUGCUUUCGUGGAUGGAACGCUCUGAUGGAGACUGUGGGAAGAUCUUUUGAGCCAAGAUACAAGGAAGCAAGGAAAGCUCUUCCUAGCUGUUUUAAUGGAUCCAUGGAGUGAAGUUGUCUUGGGACCAGCCGACGCUGGGAGGAAGGCGGCCUCUCUCUCUAUCAGUGUCAGUGAGAGAGAGGCUGAGAGGACCAGGAACAAGGUGCUGUGUUGGGACUGCUGUGGGCAUGAUGGCUUCUCUGGGCUCCUGGAUUUUGCUGCAUUCUAAGCUUAAGCUCUUAAUCUCACGGCAGUGACUUGAGCUUUUCAUCCAUAGAAGAAAGCCAGGGGUUUUGCUUGUUCCUCUCUCUUGCCCCUCACCACUCUUUUUCCCCUGUCUCUCGCCUCUACCCUAGAUACCUCUGUUCUUAGUCUCAAGGGGGGAGUAACAUCAGGGAGCCCCUCAUCUUCCCCCAGAAGGACCCCUCAUUCCUGGUGUAGUUAAUGCCGUUUCCUCCCAUCUCUUGGUGCUGAUAGUUCUCUGAAGGUGGGGCAUCCCUCCCCACCGCCACCCUCCCUCUUCAGAGAGCCCCCAGCCAGCAGCAGGCCUCUCUGCCUGCACUCCCCAGCCUCGCCCCUCGCUGCCUCAGUGAGGCACUAGUGCCACUGCCUGGCCCAGGCGAGCCAUAGCUCAGGCUACAACAGGAAUGCCUCUCAGUGGCCAAAACAGCUGCUUUUCUGUCUCUGGUGUCACCCUGUGGGAGCAGGGGGAGGAGAAGGCCUUCCUCCUCUCUUAAGGGAUAGGAUGCAGGCUUAGAACCUAUAGUCAUCCUCAUCUCUAGGCCCUGUUCCUGUUCCAGGGAAGACAAACCAAAUCCUUAUCAAGGAAAAAGCACCUAACACCUCCCCUUGGGCAUCCCUGAGCUCUGCUUUAGGGAGUGUCAUGAAGGUUCUAGUCUUUGUGAAGUUGCUCUCAUGGAAGUCUAUCAGUCCCUCUGACCUUAGUGUCUGCUCACAUCCUGCCCUCUGCCCAGCUCAUGCAGUCUGUCCUGGCCGAUCUCCCCAGAGUGGUCCUUGCUUCUCACCUGGAUUCCUGCUUGUGCAGGGGCCUGUGCGUGCUGGGCCUCCCCUGCCCAGCCUGGCCCUUUGCUGAGCACUCUGCCCUGCUUUUGACCUCACCAGCAGUGGGACUGGGUGCUCCUUGGAUAGGGCCUCGCAGCUUUACACUGGAAUGUCUACCUUUGCCCUACUCUGCUGGCUCCCAGGGGGUUUCACCCCAGGUGAGAGUUGAACUUGCUGGGAGGGGAUUGGUAGACUCUCCUAAGAAUCAUGAAAUGACAGAAGCAUGUUUAGGAAGAGGUUUUCCUCUGAUCCCUGUCUCUCAAAGGACGCAGAAUGAUAAAUAUUUAUUGUCUUAGAUCAUGGAUUUCUGAUACCUCCCACUUAAGGGGACCAAGAGGAGGCCCCAGUGUAAAUCCCAUGUAAGGUGAGUUCAGUGUAUGUUUUCUCUUUCCGGUGAUUGGACACCUGGCACCAAGCCUAUUGGUAGACAGGCACUCGGUGCAUGCCCUGCUCACCCCAGCCUCCGCAGGCCACACCCCCAAGAGCUGCUCAGGAGGUCUGGGCUGGGGCAGGAGAGGUGUCUGAGACCAGCAGAUCACUCUGUUGUUGGUGUCGAGCCCGUUAAUCUCUAAAACAUCAGUCUUUCUCCACUUGUCCUAGGUCUUGGUUUUGAGAAGCAUAGCAGGCCUUUUUGUCUGUUGUUUUUUGUUUGGGACAUGUUAAGAUAUUUUGUAAGAUUUUAAAAGUUUUAGUUGUAUUCAUCCUAUUUCAGGUUAUUUCGGUUGGCGUCAAAUGUGUAUAGGACACAUGUGUAUGGUUCUUUUUAACCUUUUCUGGUCUUUUUAGAGGGAAUUUCAAAUAUAAACUCCUUCUUGAUAUAUGUAUUUUUUUCUUUAGCAAUUUGUUAUCACUGGAAUCAAAGGGAAAAAGUGAUCUCUUUUUGCAUUGGUUGGAUUUGUAUGUCACAAAUAAAAGACACUU